AUGGCGGGCUGCAAGGGUUAUAGUCGAUUGCUAUGGAAGCAGAAGUUUGUCAUGAAUAUCGAAGAGAUGUCAGGUGGUGUUUUGGAGGUUCUGUUAGUAAAUGCAGAAGGCCUAAAGCAUGCAAGACUGUCAGGAUCAAGGAGACAUGUUGUGAUAGAAUGUGGUGCGCAUACUAUUGCAAGCAAAUUCACAACAGCUGAGGAUGGCAAGGCUUGGUGGAAUGAGAAAUUCUCAUUUAAUUUGUCUCAUUUGGACUUGAAGAAAUUGAGAAGGAUGAGGCUAAGAAUCGUGGGGCAGGACAAGCUUUUCGAACAUCAUCACAUUGGUGAAGCCACAAUACAUCUUAUGGACAUCAUAAAAGAGGGACAUCACAGAGGAAAGAUUGAAAUAAAGCCAACCUCAUACAACGUUGUUCUCGAAGAUCAAACAUACAAAGGAGAGAUCAAAGUUGGACUCAAGUUCACCUCUGGUGUGAGUCCUCUAAAACUCGUCCAAGAAUUCAUUUUCUAUGAAUAG
Molecule: messenger RNA, 516 nt
Organism: Phalaenopsis equestris
Lineage: Eukaryota; Viridiplantae; Streptophyta; Magnoliopsida; Asparagales; Orchidaceae
Product: elicitor-responsive protein 3
Exons: 5
Coding region: 1-516 (171 amino acids)
Source: RefSeq, a predicted model, not a curated record